Messenger RNA from Strigops habroptila (Kakapo), 5493 nucleotides. It is a transcript of the gene ATRIP, whose product is annotated as ATR interacting protein. NCBI's taxonomy places the organism in Eukaryota, Metazoa, Chordata, Aves, Psittaciformes, Psittacidae. The coding region runs from base 56 to 2554 and encodes 832 amino acids. The record is from RefSeq and is a predicted model, not a curated record. The transcript has 13 exons. Gene Ontology annotation, biological process: DNA repair; DNA damage checkpoint signaling.
GCGGCUUAGCGCGCGGGGUUGUGCCCGCGGCGGUUCUGUGCCCGGCGCCCCCGCCAUGGCGGCGCAGCCCGCGCUCGGGCCGCGGAAGCGGAGCGGCCCGGGGUUGUGCGGGGCGGGCUGGGCCGGGGCCGCCCCUCCGGCCGCGGCGGGCCGCGGCGGAGCCCUGGAGAACGGCUUCCCGCCACACAAGCGCCCCAAGAGCGCGGGGCCGGCGGGGCGCCAGGAGGGGCCGGGAGACCUCUUCGGAGACAAUGACGACUUUACGGCGGACGACCUGGAAGAGAUCGACAUCUUGGCUUCGCAGGCGCUGUCCCAGGAGGCCGCUGCCGGGCCUCCGAAACACGCGUGGGGCGGGUUCGGACCGAGCGGCGCCGAGCGGCGGGCGGCGGCGGGGCUGCCCCGGGGCGGAGCUCCCGCGGCGGGGAGGAAGCUGGCAGUAAGCAGUACAGAAGAUAGUCUGGUGAGAGAUGCCUUCCAGUUUGAAGUCCUGCAAACACAGCAUGAGGAAAUUAAACAGAAGCUGAAAGAAAUGCAGGAUGAAAUUCUUACUAAAAAUGGAGAAAUUAAAAUUUUGCGUGACUCGAUGCAGCAGAUGGAGUAUGCUAUGGAGGAACAGAAGAGAUCAUACAUGCUAUUGGAACAGCAAAAAUCUCAGAUCUUAAGUGAAAAAGAAAAAGAGUUCUCCAAAAAGUUGCUGUCAUUACAGUCAGAGCUGCAGUUCAAAGAUGCAGAAAUGAAUGAAUUAAGAACACAACUUCAGAACUGUGAAAGAAAUAAGCAUGUUAUUCAGACAGUUUUAACACCAAGCCCUAAAAAGAACUUUGCAGUACAAGUGAUACCAGAAGGAUGUUCUCCACAGCCUGGAAAAAGAUCUUUUCCUACAAAGGAAUCCUUCAAUGCUGACAUGUCUGCUAGACCAUCGUGUUCUUCAGGAAAUUUGAUUGCCCCAACUACUUUGAUCAAAGAAGAUAGUAAGAUAACCCAUCCUGAAGUGUUACCCGUGAAGCAUGAAGCUAUGGGAAAAAAUGGUUCCUACAACUCUGUACCUAAACGAAAUGCACAAGGUUCUAUCUUACUAAAUGCACUGAUGAAACAGCCCAUUGUCCCUGGGUCAUUACUAGGACUCUGCCAUCUCCUUAGCAGUAACUCUGAGCCUCUACCUGGAGCUGUAUUGCAGCCCAACUAUUUGGAUACGAAGUCCACACACUUACCUAGCAGCAGGACAACUCAAGAAGAAAAUGCUCCUCUUGGAUCCUUGCAAGAAGCUCAAAAACUUGCAGUAACAGGAUUGAACUUGAUUGCUAUGGAUGGAGGAUUAUCUGAAGGAAGCCCAAUAGAAAGCCAGAGAGAGUUCUUGCACAUCACACGCUGCAAGAUCCAAGGUGCCGUGCACCUCUUGCCCUUGGUAGAACACCAUAUUGGUGCGUACUGUCAAGCGGUACAACUGGCAGACAAAUCAGUAAAUGGUUCUUGUGGAAACCAUUCAGCUGCUUCUUCCAGAACCAACACAAAUAUGGUGUCAAGUAAGGAGGACUUCAGGUUACCUCUUGAAGAAACUGCAGUUAUUUCGCUGGGUAUUCUGUAUUAUUUGACGUUCUAUAGCUGGGAUGUUGUCCACAUGUUGCUAUCUACUGAAGUGGAAGAAAGUGCUGCUGCUAGAGAUGAACAGGUUUCCAAGAUGGACAAAAAGGUGUUGUGUGAUAACCAGUGUGAUAAUAAAGAAGAUACCGGGGCACAAGGAGGGCUGCCUGUAGCUCCACAGGAUGCUCCCAAUAACAAUAAACCUCAACAUUCUUUAUUUAAAAAGCUGCUUCAGGUUUUAGCUUUUUCUGCUGCAAAAGGCUCCCAGACCGAUAGGAUACUGAACCAAAGCCUAAAGGUUUUGGUGAAAUUAGCUGAAAAUUCAACGAUGGACUUGCUAAUAAUUUUUCAGCACUUACUGAGUAGCCAGAUACUGCUCCAUUGUCUGUGUCCAGAGACCCCUUUGCCUGCUGUCCUUUUGACCGUGAAACUGUUAUCUAUUCUUGCUCAACACCAUACACUGGUUGUUCAACUUUGUUCUCAUUCAGACACCUGCCUUCUUCUUGCCCUGUACAUGUAUAUUACAUCAAGACCAGAUAAAGCAGCGUCUGAAGUGCUUUGGCUUCAGCUGGAACAAGAGACAGUUAGACUCCUGACAAGGUGUUCCAGUGCAGCAGUUUUAUUACCUGGUACAGAGUGCCAGUGUAACCUCGAGGUGGUUAAGGCACUAAUUAUAAUGUUACAUAGACAGUGGAUGAAGAUUAGAAGAUCUGAGAACAGCUUGUGUGCACAUAAGGAACAAAUUAUUCAGUUUUUACGGGAUGCUUUUUUACUCUUGCACAGCCUAUCUCAGAAAGAUAAACUGUUUCAUGAACACUGUUUGGAAGUUCUCCAUCAAUAUGACCAAGCCAUGCCAGGCAUAAGAGCAAUUCUCAGAAAGACUCAAAAAUUGAGUGCUUGUGAAGAGCUGAUUUUGGAUGAAUUGUGUCCUCCUGAGCCAGAAGCAGAAGAGCAAAGAAUGGAUUCCAGCUAGCUAACAUCUAGCAAAGAUCUGUGUCCUUCCUCAUCUAAAUCAUAAUCAUUGCCACUGUAAAUGAGAAAUUCCAAUCAUCUAUUUUAUUAAGUGAUAAUCUAAAGGCUGCACUCAAAUGCAGCACAACUAAGGCAUUUCUUUGUUGUGAUUAUUUUAUUUAAGUGCCAUCUAAACAUAGGUGGAAGCACAGAAAUUUUGCACUAAAAAUUAUACUGCAAUGUACUGUUUUGCUGUACAAACCCACUCAGUGGCUUAUGACCAAUUCCACUUACGAAAGUCUUUUGAACACAUUUGUUUCUUUGUAGCUGUAGCACUUUCUUGCUUGACUUCCAAAUUUUUCAUGUUGAUAUUAGUAAACAGUUUACUGUGAUUUUAAGAACCUUUCUACAAAUAACUUAUAGUUGGCAGCUCAGUUCUGAGCAAGAAAUUCAAAGCCCUGUAGUGAUCGCCUGAGUUGAUAAUUUUUCUCAAUUUCAUGGAUCUGCUGAAAGAAUAACUAUUGUUGAGAUGCCAAAACAAAAAAUACUAGAACUUGCUGUUUUAAAAAGCUACCUGUCCUGGUAGAAGAGAAAGAUGGUAACAUUGCGAAGGCAUUCUGUCUUACUUGGCAAGAGAAAGAUGUGCAGAAUAACGGGGGUUUUUGGUUGUAGUAUCUGGAUAGGCACCACAGUGAAGAUGAAGGAGCAUCGCAUUGGCUGGGAUACAGCACUGAAGAUUGGAGGAAGAACUGUUGCUAUACCCUUUCAAGGGCCAGAGCUCCUAAGUACAAAGCUUCACUCCUUCCUCCCACAACACAGCCUAGGGCUAAGCCUCCUUCUCUUUGAGCAACAGCUGGCAGAGCUCUCACAGGCAUGGCCUAUUCGUUUCUGUACAGCACAAGCUGCCAACUACUCUUGUCAGGAACAGGUUUCAAGUUCCUUGUAGCAGCUUGGAGAACUGCCAUUUUCCUGCUUAACUGCAGCAAGGAUGGAUGUGCAGGCACAUAAUAGCAAAGCCUUCUAAGUUUGUGUGCUUGCAUGGUAAUAACCCUAGAACUGCCACCAUGGCACUGGGCAAGACAUGCUACAGAAGUUUCAAUGUGACCUAAACCCAUUUGACUUGUUCACUUUAGAAAAACCAAGCACGCCUCCCCCCAAAAAAAACCCCAAACCAAACCCCACAGCAUUUCCUGGACUUCAGGAUUAGAGAGAAGAGCUUGGGAAUGUUGGGUAAAAGCUCCUUCCUUACUCAAACCCAAAAUAAACAUUAAGGUAAUUCUUUAAAAAUAGCCUUAUGAACACGAGCAGGGGUAAAGCAGAUCUGGCAGUUAGCCUGCUGUUAGUGGCGGUUAAAAGAUAGAGUUGCUAUAUCCCAAAAUUCAAUGACCUGCCAUCAUCACUUUUCAGCUGCUCUAUGCUAUUCUCACCAUCUAAUUUCUCUAUAUAUAAUUUGAGUUUAUAGUGAUAACAUACAUUUAUACCUGAUCUUUGGGUGAAUAGGCCAAGUGAAUUAUGAAGAGUAGCUUGGACAAAAAUGAGUUGAGGAAUCCAGAACUGUUGAAGCAAUCCAGUUAUAAAAACUUGUUUAAAAAAAUUCCCGGCCUCAUCUAAGGGGCAUGUAUAUGACAACUUGGUAAAAGUGAGAAGUGUAUUACUGCUAAACUUUAUAUAGACAGAAGUGUUAUGUGUGGAAAAAAAUACUAAGAAAAUAACCCUAAGCUGUUCCCUUCUGGUACUGCAUCCCCUCCCAUCCACCCACUGUAACAGACAACACCCUAACCUGUACAUCUGCACUUAUUUUCUUCCCACUUUUGACUUUAAAGUGGUAUAGCCCAGGCUAUACCUGGGCAAGAUUGUACUUCAGUAAUUCUUCCCUUUUUACAUUCUCAUUCAACUUUUUCUUGGGAUUAAAGAGAUCCAUUCGCAUAUGCAACAGUUGAUCAUCCCCUGAAAAAAACCAAAGCAUUUUUACAGAUUAUGGGGCUACUGGUUUGCUAUCUUCGUGACUUAAAAACAGCAGAACGCAGACUGUUCUCAUCAGACACUCCCUGAACAAUCCACAGCAUAGCAGCUCUAUUUUUUCAAGGCCAAUAGGCAUUUUCCCAACAUAUUAUAGAUAAGCUGUGCCUCUCAACUAAGGAAUUUACUCUGGCAUCAAGCACAGCUACAGGGCUGAAUAAUGAAGUAUUGAGCAACAACAAAACUCACCAGUUGUGUUCUAUGCAUGAUUAUCACAUUCCUCAGUCAGUAGCAGCCACCUAUUUUCUUGCUCAUGGGGAUGGCAACUCCAGCUCCUCCUCUGCUAAGCGUUUUCCUCCUCCAGCAACCAAGGAGACAGGACUAAUGCCAGGCAGGAGCUGGAUGAAGAAAGCAAUCACCACUACUAGCUUACCCAUUUCUCAGGCAACUUUACACAAAAAGGAGGAGAACAGCCUUGCUGACGUGUAUUUCAAGACGUACAGACAGUACCCCUUGAUCAGUUGCAGCACAGGAGAAAGUAUCAUUGUGUUGCUAAGCAUCUUCCUGUGGCGAUCCAAGGACUUGAGGUACUGCAUGGAUUCAAACACAUUGUUUAUUUCUACUAAAGCUAGGUACAGAAUACAGUAAAUGAUGCAUCAUUGACUAAAAUAUUUAGGGAAUUUGCACUGGUAACACCUUAUUUUCUACAACUCAUGGAAUCAUUGAAGAGUUGGGAUUGUAAGGGGCCUCUGUAGGUCAUCUAGUCCAGCCCUGAGUAAAAGCAAACUUCCAGAGACAACUGGUUUGUGUCAUGUCAGGCCUCAAAAUGCCUUUUUAUAAACCAAGCUGUAAUAAGACAAAUACAAAAUACCUCAUCAUGUAACAUGCAACAUCUGACCAGAGUUGUGUUUAUUCAUAUUGAUCCCACUAGUGUGACCUACUGCUUAAGAAAGUUUAGCCUGUGCUAGACUAUUAAAACAGCAAGUUAUUUUAACUACUGAA